CAGGGCAACACACACACAGAAAGAGCUUCCUGCACAAAGCAGGCAGCCAGAGCAGAAUGACAAUGACCAUCCUGCAGAACACAGCCAUGGUCAAGUCCCUACUGCUGUUGAUAUUGGGGCUCGCCCUGCUGAAGGAGGUGGCAGCUAGGACAAACCCCAAGGCAGCCUCUUGCCCUCCUCUGGAGGAGGAUUUUGUGAGGGUUGACAUUCGCAUCUUUAGUCAAAACAAGGGUAUUUCCAGCUUACAUGACAUCCAUAACCGCUCCAGCUCCCCCUGGGUUUACACCGUCUCCCGGGACCCCAACCGGUUCCCCUCCGAGAUUGCAGAGGCCCAUUGCAGGUACUUGGGCUGCAUCGACGCCCAGGGGAAGGAAGACCAUUCCAGGAACUCCGUGCCCAUCCAGCAGGAGUUCCUGGUCCUCCAGAGGGAGUCCAAGGGCUGUCCUGGUUCCUUCCGGCUGGAGAAGGUGCGGAUGACUGUUGGCUGCACCUGCGUCACCCCCAUAGUUCGCGAAAUAAAUGCCUGAGUGCUGCGCAUCCACUCGACUGAAGAAGCUGUAGACACGCCGCUCUUUACCUAGCACUCUGCAACAGUCCGGUGUGGUCCCCAGUUCUCUCUGUUUCGUAGGACUCUUGAUAAGAUUUGCUUGGAAUUCUCAAAGCUCUGUAUUAGAGAUAGCGUUAGCUUCCCAGGGCACUUCAGAAUCCUAAUAUAGUCCUGUGAUGCUCCCAUGUCCCAACCCCCUGGAGAACGGGGGAGGAGAACGGAGGAGCCCUUGGCCCACCCCGUUUAUGUGCUCUGAUGACCAUCUCCUAGCCGUGCAGUCACUGUGUUGCACAGCCAUUCCCUGGUAGCUCUGUUGGUAAAAUGGGCCUCUGUUCCAUGUGCAUGAAAACGCAGGAAAUAUGACCACAAUUUAGGAGUGGGUUGUGCACGAUAGGGUGGGCUGGGAAGGAUGGGGGUGAGAAUCUAGUACAUAUGUCUAUUAAUCAUUCACUAAUGUAGAUGAGUUUGGCUUGAUAUUUAUAUUUGGAAGGAAAUUGUGAAUAUAUUUAUGAUGCAUUAAUUAUAUAAAAUUUCAGGAGAAAAAUUAAAAAUCAAGGGCUAAUAUAGUAAAAUAUUAAUGAUUGAAAAAUACUUGUGUUCAUUUCUAGUUUCAGCUUGUACUCAUAGACCUUGUAGCUUUAAGGAUUUUGAAAUUCUAUAUACCUGUCAUUUGUUUUCCAUAUUUUGUCAGCGGAGUGCCAGUAUUAGAGUUAUCUCCUUACUAUUAUUUUUGUGUAUGUGUGUGGUCUUGGUGAUAUUAAUUUUUUCCCAGCUUUAUUGAGAUAUAAUCAAUAAAUAACAUGGUAUAAACUUAA
This is a messenger RNA of Equus caballus (horse), 1362 nucleotides long. It is a transcript of the gene IL17F, whose product is annotated as interleukin 17F. Gene Ontology annotation, molecular function: cytokine activity. Lineage: Eukaryota; Metazoa; Chordata; Mammalia; Perissodactyla; Equidae. Gene Ontology annotation, biological process: inflammatory response. The record is from RefSeq and is a predicted model, not a curated record. Gene Ontology annotation, cellular component: extracellular region.